Messenger RNA from Lotus japonicus, 1884 nucleotides. RefSeq names its product APO protein 3, mitochondrial-like. Gene Ontology annotation, molecular function: RNA binding. Bases 378 to 1586 code for a protein of 402 amino acids. Lineage: Eukaryota; Viridiplantae; Streptophyta; Magnoliopsida; Fabales; Fabaceae. The record is from RefSeq and is a predicted model, not a curated record. The transcript has 4 exons.
UGUUGUGCCUGCCUUCUUCCGCUCUUGAACACUCCGGUAUCCAAGUUGUAUUUCGUUGCAUGUCUUCGCUGAAGUUUCAGUUCUUUCCGUGGGUUUGUUUGGUUUCAGUAAAAAACCCAGCCCAGGAUCACGCACUCUUGCUCGAGAAGUCAUCGCUCGCCCUCCAGUCCACGGGUUCAGAUGCUGAAAUGUAAUUGGGUGUAUGUUUCUCUGUUUUAUUUAGCUGAUAAUUUCGUACUAGUGGCCAGUGGGAGUAGGAUAAAGCCAGACCAGGGGAGAGGGAAAGGUUAGUCAGGUUUCAGAAUCAGUUUCUUGUUCUGUAUAUAAAUUUGUCCAUUAAUUUUUUUCAGUGUAUAUGUGCCUUUUCUACAUGAGAAAUGAUGCUGCCAAGACAUGUUCAAACUGUUCGCUAUAUGCUUGAGAGACUUAUUCCUGUGGCACAGCUUAGAGGUAUAAAUACACAUUUCUGUGUUUGGUACUCAACUCUGUCAGCUUGCAAUGAGCUUCCAAGAAACCUCAAAAUGUCUGAGAGGAAACCACUGGUGACAAGUUUUAAUGAACUAAAGCGCCAAGCUAGACGCAAGAGAAAGGAGAGACAAAAUGUGCAUGAGAUUCUUUUACAACCUCCUGAAAAUGGCUUGUUGGUUAAGCAAUUAAUUCCUAUUGCUCAUCAAGUUUAUGCUGCCAGAUCUGAACUAUUGUCCAGUGUUUCAAGACUUGUCAAGCACAUUGCUAUUUAUACAUGCAGCUUAUGUGGAGAUGUUCAUGUUGGUCAUCCACCACAUAAUAUUAGAACAUGUAAUGUUAGAGGAAGCCCAUCAAGCAAAGAACAUAGUUGGGUCAAAGGAGGUAUUGGCCAUGUACUGCCACUUGUAGAGUCAUUUCAUUUGUAUGAUAGAAUAGGGAGGGCCGUUUCACACAAUGAAAUGCUUGAAGUGGACCGAAUUCCAGCCAUCGUUGAAUUGUGUAUCCAGGCAGGUUUUGACAUACCUGAGUACCCUACCAGAAGAAGGGCCUUCCCUGUUUAUUGUGUUGCUGGUAGGAUAAUUGAUUUUGAGAAAAGAUUUCCAAAAGAAAUUUCACUUGGCAAAGAUAUAGAUGCAUGUGGGUUUUGGUGUAAGAAGAGAUUGAAUGAAGACACCAAUUCGUUAGCAAUGCAUGGUGAUGAUAUUCUAGCUAUUGCUGUCCGAGGCAUGAAAGCCUGGGAGAAAAUGUGCACAGGAGCUUCAAAACUUAUGGACACAUAUGCUUUCCAAACAUGUGGAUAUUGUCCAGAGGUACAAGUAGGACCUAAAGGUCACAGAGUACGAAAUUGUCAAGCUUUCAAACACCAGAUGAGGGAUGGGCAGCAUGCAUGGCAGGAGGCUACAAUUAAUGAUUUGGUACCUCCUGUAUACGUCUACCACAUUGGAGAUCAGCAAUCCGGGAAGCCUUUGGUACAUGAGCUUAAAAGGUACUAUGGUAUGCUGCCUGCGGUGGUUGAGCUAUUUGCACAGGCUGGGGCGACAGUUGAAAAGAAUUAUGCACAUUCAAUGAGGGAAGAUGUUGUCGUCCCUGAAAUGGACGAGGAAAAGUUGGUUGUUUAAAUCAAUUGGUUGAAUGACUUCCUAUGAAUGGAGGAACCAUUUAGAUAUGGAAGAGGCUAAAUAUUAAAAAUUAAGCUUUAAUUUCUUUCAAAUAGUAACAAGUUGUUUAUGCUGGGAAAGAAGAUGAAGGAUUUGUAAUUUGGUUAUUAGGAUAGUAAUAGGAUGUGAAUAAGAAAGAAAAUUGGAAUAAACAAUCUAGUGUUCUGUUGGCAACUUAAGGUGUUGUCUUGAUUAUAUGAAACACUUCUGUUUGACACGCACCGGAGACCAAUAAACUUGGAUUCCUUUGUUGAGAACA